AUGAGUGUAGAGGCCAAGUACCGUGUGGCCUCUUUGUACGUGGGCGACCUCCACGCGGACGUCACCGAGGACCUGCUGUUCAACAAGUUCAGCGCGGUGGGGCCCGUGCUGUCCAUCCGCGUCUGCAGGGACCUGGCCACCCGCCGGUCCCUGGGCUAUGCCUAUGUGAACUUCCUGCAGCUGGCUGAUGCGCAGAAGGCUCUGGACACCAUGAACUUUGACCUCAUCCAAGGCAAACCCAUCCGGCUCAUGUGGUCCCAGCGGGAUGCCUACCUUAGGAAGUCUGGGAUUGGGAAUGUGUUUAUCAAGAACCUGGACAGAUCCAUAGAUAACAAAGCCCUGUACGAUCACUUCUCAGCCUUUGGGAAGAUCCUGUCCUCCAAGGUGAUGAGUGAUGACCAAGGCUCCAAGGGCUAUGCGUUUGUGCAGUUCCAGAGCCAAAGUGCGGCGGACAGGGCCAUCCAGGAGAUGAACGGGCGGAUGCUCCAUCACUGCAAGGUAUUUGUGGGCAGGUUCAAAACCCGCCAGGACCGGGAGGCCGAGCUCAGAAACAAAGCCAGAGAAUUCACCAACGUUUACAUUAAAAACUUUGGAGAUGACAUGGAUGAUGAGAGACUGAAGGGCGUCUUCAGCAAAUAUGGCAAGACCCUGAGUGUUAAGGUCAUGACAGACUCCAGUGGGAGGUCCAAAGGCUUUGGGUUUGUGAGUUUUGAGAGCCAUGAGGCGGCCAAAAGGGCUGUGGAGGAAAUGAAUGGGCAGGACAUUGACGGGCAGCCUCUUUUUGUAGGCAGGGCACAAAAGAAGGUGGAGAGACAGGCUGAGUUAAAGCAGAUGUUUGAGCAGCUGAAGAAGGAAAGAUUUCGUGGGUGUCCCGGGGUGAAGCUCUAUAUUAAAAACCUCGAUGAUACCAUUGAUGAUAACACUCUAAGAAAGGAGUUUUCUUCCUUUGGGUCCAUUAGCAGAGUGAAGGUGAUGCAGGAGGAAGGACGCAGCAAGGGGUUUGGCUUGGUGUGUUUCUCCUGUCCUGAGGAGGCCAUCAGAGCAAUGGCGGAGAUGAAUGGCCGAGUCUUGGGUUCCAAACCCCUCAAUAUUGCCCUUGCCCAGAGGCACUAA
Molecule: messenger RNA, 1113 nt
Organism: Castor canadensis (American beaver)
Lineage: Eukaryota; Metazoa; Chordata; Mammalia; Rodentia; Castoridae
Source: RefSeq, a predicted model, not a curated record